This is a messenger RNA of Ochotona curzoniae (black-lipped pika), 7002 nucleotides long. RefSeq names its product presenilin 1 (gene PSEN1). Gene Ontology annotation, biological process: negative regulation of apoptotic process; calcium ion transport; amyloid-beta metabolic process. The transcript has 11 exons. Gene Ontology annotation, molecular function: cadherin binding; beta-catenin binding; aspartic endopeptidase activity, intramembrane cleaving. The coding region runs from base 1469 to 2869 and encodes 466 amino acids. The record is from RefSeq and is a predicted model, not a curated record. Gene Ontology annotation, cellular component: lysosomal membrane; neuronal cell body; Z disc. NCBI's taxonomy places the organism in Eukaryota, Metazoa, Chordata, Mammalia, Lagomorpha, Ochotonidae.
UGGAAAUGAAACAAUAUUAAUAAAAUAUUUUUAUUUUGGCUAUUACAUGUUAAUUAAAAUACUGCUAGGUAUAUAAACAGAUUUUUCCCUUCCAUAUUUCUGAAGACUUUCUAUGAAAAGGAGGAGUUGAAGUCAUAAAUAUUUGUCCAAUAGAUUCUGGUUCCCCAGAGGAGCUCUGCGGGGACCCUCCCGUCUUAGGUGGUGCAGGACGCGAAGGUGACUGGUGGUGUGUGUCCAGGGUUUUUGCUGUCUGCUCAGCUAGGUUCUGAAACAAGUCUCCAAACAACGCCAUUUUUUCUCCACUUUGACAGAAUAGUAUGUUGGCUGUUCACUCUGCCUUGUGACAUCAUGAUAAGGAUAAAACAAGAUGAUAGAGUUUUGCAAGCUUAAAAGCUCUAGAUAUAAAAAUUAGGUAAUUGGUCACUAUAGGAAAAAAAAAAGAUUGAAGAGAACAUUGCUAAAAUAAUGUAACUUGCUUUGCUGUGAAUCUAAAGUCCUUUUGUUUCUCUGUGUUUGAAAAUGCUUGCGGGGAGGGGUUUAGUGCAGUGGGGAAGGCAUUGCUUAGGAUGAAUGUGCCACAUAGUCCGCUCUGCCUUUCGAGUCCAGCUGUUUCCAGUUUCAGCGUUCUGCCGAUGCCCGCCUUGGGGACGCAGCAGUUCAGUAGGAGGAUCCCUGGCAGCCUGUGGGAGUCUCACGCUGGGUUCUGGGUCCUGCCGGUGGCCUGGCUCAGCCCAGCGGAAGCUUGCUUCGGGAGCGAAGCAGCACGAUGCUCUCUGUGCGGCCCUCUCGCCCACACCCUGGUUUCACUCUUUCCUGUCCCCCAUCCCUUUCACACUGUGUCUUUUCAGUCACUCUCCCCUUUCAAAUAAAAUGAAAUGAGUAUAUAAUUUAAAUAUAGCGAUUUUUGCCUUGUCAGGUAGAUCUACUCAUUGCCAAAGAGGUGCCUUAAGCUAACAGUACAUUUGUCAGUUGAAGAAUAUGGUGUUUCUUUUUCAGAUUUAUAGUAUAUGAUUGGUUUAAUCAACUCUAGAGUGAUCUCAUAAAAUCUUGCUUCAGGCUCAUUGCUGUGGUGUCACAGGUAAAGCUGCCACCUGUGACAGUGGCAUCCCGUGUGGAUGUUGAUUGCUGUCCUGGCAGAUCUGCUUCCAAUGCAGCUUUCUGCUAAUCGCCUGGGAAAAAGCGUGGGUAGACGGCUCAAGUCAUUUGGCCUCUGCCAUUUACAUGGGAGACUUGGAUGAAACUCCUGGCAGAUGGAAGAUCUCUUUAUCCCUCUCUUUCCCUGUGACUUUCAAAUAAAUUAGUCAAGGUUUUAAAAAACAAAAAUCUUAUUUCAGACCUAAUCUGGGAGCCUCCACUGACUGCAGCCUGUGAGGUCCUUAGGCAGCGUGGCCUGGCAGAGAACAUAUGAAAGACAGAGCUCUCAGAAGCUGUGUUUUCUGUGACGAGGCGUUUGUGCUCAGUUGCUCCAAUGACAGAGUUGCCUGCACCCUUGUCCUACUUCCAGAAUGCACAGAUGUCUGAAGACAACCACCUGAGCAGUGCUGUCCGUAGUCAGAAUGAAAACAGAGAACGGCCAGAGCACAGUGACAGGAGCAGAGUGGGUAACCCAGAGCCUUUAUCCAAUGGCCGACCCCAGGGCAGCUCGCGGCAGGUGGUGGAGCAAGACGAGGAAGAAGAUGAGGAGCUGACACUGAAAUAUGGCGCCAAACAUGUCAUCAUGCUCUUUGUCCCUGUGACCCUCUGCAUGGUGGUGGUUGUGGCUACUAUCAAAUCAGUCAGCUUUUACACACGAAAAGAUGGGCAGCUGAUCUAUACCCCAUUCACAGAGGACACCGAGACGGUGGGCCAGAGAGCCCUACACUCGAUUCUGAAUGCCGCCAUCAUGAUCAGUGUCAUUGUCAUCAUGACUAUCCUCCUGGUUGUUCUGUACAAAUACAGGUGCUAUAAGGUUAUCCACGGCUGGCUUAUUGUUUCAUCUUUAUUAUUGCUGUUCUUUUUUUCAUUCAUUUAUUUGGGGGAAGUGUUUAAAACCUAUAAUGUUGCUGUGGACUACAUUACUGUUGCACUGUUGAUCUGGAAUUUCGGUGUGGUGGGCAUGAUUUGCAUUCACUGGAAAGGCCCACUCCGGCUCCAGCAGGCGUAUCUCAUCAUGAUCAGUGCCCUCAUGGCUCUGGUGUUCAUCAAGUACCUCCCUGAGUGGACCGCCUGGCUCAUUCUGGCUGUGAUCUCAGUAUACGAUUUAGUGGCUGUUUUGUGUCCAAAAGGUCCACUACGCAUGCUGGUUGAAACAGCUCAGGAGAGAAAUGAAACUCUCUUUCCAGCUCUCAUUUACUCAUCAACGAUGAUGUGGCUGGUGAAUAUGGCAGAAGGAGACCCGGAAGCCCAAAGGAAGGUGUCCAAAAACGCCAAGUACGGUGCACAAAAAUCAGAGUCACCCCAAGACCCUGUUCCGGGGAGUGAUGAUGGUGGCUUCAGCGAGGAGUGGGAAGCCCAGAGGGACAGCCACCUAGGGCCUCAUCGCUCUACUCCUGAGUCACGGGCUGCUGUCCAGGAGCUUUCCAGCAGCAUCCUAGCCAGUGAAGACCCAGAGGAAAGGGGAGUAAAGCUUGGACUAGGAGAUUUCAUUUUCUACAGUGUUUUGGUUGGUAAAGCCUCAGCAACAGCCAGCGGUGACUGGAACACAACCAUAGCCUGUUUUGUAGCCAUAUUAAUUGGUUUGUGCCUUACAUUACUACUACUCGCCAUUUUCAAGAAGGCGUUGCCAGCCCUUCCCAUCUCGAUCACGUUUGGGCUUGUUUUCUACUUUGCCACUGAUUACCUUGUGCAGCCCUUCAUGGACCAGUUAGCAUUCCAUCAAUUUUAUAUCUAGCACACACUCAACUCGAAUCCCAAAUGGAUAUCUCUGCUUGACUUACAAUAAAUUCUGGACAGGACAAUGGCAAGUCUCCCAUGUCCACACCUAACCAAGUCAAGAUUCCUGGCUGAACUUUUGCAACUUCCUUCCAAGCUUACCUGGCCGCCUGCACUAUCGGACGUUGGAAGGAGGUGGCAACAGAAAACGGUUCUGAACUCCAUUACAAUGGACUGUGUCCCGUGUUGUGAAAACUCCUGGGUUUGGGAGAAAAGAACGGGUGAGCCAGGAAGUUGUCGUGCUCCCUGAGCAGCGCGGCCCUUGAGCCUGAGGGGUUACCAGCACUGCGCACUCUCAGGACUCCCGUUACUGAGAGGCCCAAGGAAGGGGAUUUAAACCAGAGCUUCUCACCUGAAACUACAUGCAGAACAUCAACCCACUGAGUGUGUACUGACCUACUGAGGAGAGCAGGCAUCAGCGGCCAGACAGGAAGUGGACAGGAACUCUGGCUUUCACUUGGAGGCAUUUUUUGCUACUGACUUACCAUUUUUAACCAAGACUUGUUUUGAAGCCACCACCAUCCUUGGUUGCCAUUUCUUUGUUCUCAGCUGAUGUGAGGUUGUCCAACUGUGUAACCUCAGAUUCCACAGAGUUAGUAGUUUGUGGAAAUAAGGCAAGUGGUGUUCAACAGUUGCCCAUCAACCCUAAGUAAAAUCGGAAUUUUCUAACAAAUUCAAGUUGCUUAGACUUCUAAGUCCAGUCUCCCGGAUGCGGCCCCAUCUCUGUCUUUUCCCCCUUGCUCCUUCCCUCCCCAUGGCCCCCAGGCAUUUUCCUUUGACAGAGAAUAAGGUAGGUGACCCACCAGUAGAGGAUUCUACUCAUUGUGUUCAGGAGUCUGUGCCAUCAGCCUUGCUGUCACAACCUCCUCAAUGGCAGAGAUGUGUGCUCAAAGACAGUAGAAUUAAAGAAGAGUAAAAUGGCUGGUAAAGCACUUUCUGUUCCAGUUUUUUCUUUCUUUCUUAACUACUUUAGAGCAGAAUUUUAUCUAAGUGCCAGUAGCUGGUGGUGUAUUCAUUUAUGAGUCAGUUAUAUCGCUACAAAACAAGAUAGGGAGAAGGUGUGGGAUACCCUGCGUCAGGAGGCCGCAGCCGAGGUAAGAAGGUGAGCUAAUGGCCGGGGGUGGCUGAGAGCCUCCGGGUGGGUGCCUCACGACCUCUAGUCUGAGGUUACAGUGUGAUGUGCAGCUUUUACCUCAGACAACCCAGACUGCCUUUGUUGCUUUUCCUUGCCUAGCCUGUUGUGUGAUCCUGGUGAGGGUUCUCUGUGGGGUUCAGCUUGGCUUUCUGUCACAGGACCUUUUAUAAGAAAUGGGCUCUAGGAACAGGGUCAGUACUGGCCUCAGUAUACACACCUGUGGCCUAGGUGGGACAGUUAGGGAGAACCAGAAAAACCAGCACCACUAAGGAGGAAUGGGGCUUGGAGCGGCGGUGGGUUCUGUCCUCUCGGUUCCCUUUUUCUGGAGCCCUUUCUCAUGGAUGAUUCCUCUAGAAAGGCCAGCUUCAAGAAACCACCUGAGCUCUGGUUUGUUGUGCAUUCCCAAAGGAGCCCCAGAGUAUGGAUAUACUCAAGGCUUGUGUCACUCAUGACACUUCCCCUAGAAGAGGGCAUGUGAUGAUGUGUGUCUGUGUGUGUUACUGGCCUGUGUCUAAGAUGGUGUAAUUCUCACUGCAACUUUGUACCGCAUGCAAGUCCCACUUUGAGACAAUAUAUCCAGAAUCCAUCUUUCUUCUCCACUCUUCAGAAGGCUUCAGAUAUUCUGAAAUAUCAAGCUGCCGUCCAUCCGUCCAUCCACCGUGAAGAACAGUGUCACUGGAGUGUCACUGACCACAGGGCCAGGAACGACCCCAGAUAAAGACUGAGCAGCUUAGCCCACCUGCCUCAUGAGAAGAUGGGAGGUGAUAGUGGAGCAGCUGCCUAGCGUCUGGGACAGACAGGCCUACAGAAUCAAGGGCAGCUGCAGGAGCUUCAGCGUGUUCGUGGGAUUGGGUACCAUGCAUGCACUUCAAAGAUUGGGGACACAUAACUUCCAUGAAGUUUUUGAAGUCCUUUUGUACAGAAGGUUGCUGCAGCAUCCACAGGAAUAAAAUCAUUACUUGGAAAACGUGGGAUUUUUCCAGAGAGGAAGUGUUCACCUUCCUGUUUUUGCUUCGCACUGGAUUAGUACGUGAUCCCUGGGUCAUGGUUCUCACUAAAUGAUGACAUUUCUCAAGUAUAGAGAAGUUUUCUGAGGAGCCUUGGAGAAGACAUUGAAGCAAGCUAUUGGUUGAUUUCAUUGCAGAAGAAAUGAAAACAGUGUUUUUACUUUUAUACUCCCAAAAUGCCAUCUUUUAUAGUCUCUGAUUAAACACACACACACACACCCUCUUUUCUGUAAAAAUUACCAUGUUCAGUCUUGAGUUUUACUUGGCCUCAGAUGACAUGUCUUCCACAACCAGGCUUCUAACGGGCUUCCUGCUUGUGCCCCUCAGAGCCGGGCUUUGCUGACUUCACGAUUCUUGAUCCAACCAUGGACACCAAAGAACUCAGAUACUACUCUGAGAGGAUGUUCCUGCUGUCUUCCAUGUGUUUGGCAUAGUGCUGCACUCCAGGGCCACAGAGAUAAGUAAGAUACACCCAUAGAAACACAACGCAGGGUGUCUCUGGUUUUCUGGUAUAUGGUUUUGUUUUUUUUUUUUUUCAUUAAAAAAAAAUGUAUUUGAGAGACAGGGCUCCCAUCUGCUGGCUCACUUUCCAAAUAGCCACAAUGGUUGGAGCUGGCUGGGGCUGGAGCAAAUUGCCAGAAACCCAAACCAGGUCUCACGUGAGUGGUGGGGUCCCAAUUACGUGAGCCAUCACUUGCUGCCUCCCAGCACUGGCAGGAAGCUGGAGAAAGAGGCCAGAGCCAGGAGUUGAACCCAGGCUGUUGGAGGUGGGAUGUGAGCCACCUAACCACUAGGCCAAAACCUGCUUCUGAUUUAUGACAGCUUUGGGCAUUUGUCAGUCAUCACUGUGACGAUUACGGUACCAAGGACUUGAUUGCCUCCACAGUCAGUCCCUUCAGAGAAGCACUCACUCCCUUUCCUCAGCAUUUGCUUUGCGUAGUCCCUGUAAAACUGUCUGACCCUCUGUCCUCACCAGUGUUCCGACUGCUGAGUUGGGGAAAAGACUUGGAAAUUGUUUGGUUUUGCUCUUGGGAUGCACAUAGUAUCAUAUCAUAAGUUUAAGCCUAGAAGUGAUCCUUGUGAUCCCACCCCUUUAAAUUCCUGACACAGGUUAAAAUGCAGGUUCCAGCUCUUGCCCGUGCUUGUUGAAGCUGCUGACCAGACCAACAAGUUCUCCGGCUAAGGAUGAGGUAUUGGCCACAAGUCAGCGUCUGAACUUCCCUCUCCCUUAGCAAAGAGCUCAGAUUGGCCAAGGAAAGCUGAUUGUGUGGACAAGUGCCACACAAUGGCUGUUCGGCAGGUUAGGAUGCCUGCGUCCCAUGUCUGAGUGCCUGAGUUCAACUCCUGGUUCUGCUCCUGACUCCAGCCUCCUGUCAGUGUACACACUGGGGGGGGGGGGGGGGGCAGCAGUGCCGGCUGAGACUCCUGGGUUGCUGCUACCCACGGGGGAGGCCUGGAUGCGGUGCCUGGCUUCAGCACGCCUGGCCGUGAUGGACACCUAGGGAGUCAGCCAGCAGAUGAGAGAGCUUUCUGAGUCUUCUCUGCCUUUUAAAUAAAUAAAUAGAUAAUUUUCACUCCAAGCACAGAAGUACUCUGGUGCUGAAAUGAAGCCCUUUCUUGAAUGUCAGUGCCGUUUUUCUGGAGUCAUGGGCACCAAGGUUCCUCUUACCAGACACUGUGGCCUCCCUAGGCCUAGGAAUGUGUUGUAAUUAUUGAAAGGUGGCACCCUCAAAAUCACUGACCUGAGAGAGGGGUCUUCCUCGGGCCUGCCGGGAGGAGGGCCGCUAUCAUGCAUUUCCUGUCUGCCGCCUUCUGUGAGCACUGCUCUGUACACAAUUCAGACUGUGAAGUGAGGCUUUUUUAUAUAAAUACCUUUUGAAUCCCUGGUAACAUUUUGACAGAUGAUUGCACAUUUUCCUGUAUUUCCUUGUAAUAAAGACUGCAUGAAUU